Paralichthys olivaceus (Japanese flounder) is the source of this 4645-nucleotide messenger RNA. RefSeq names its product RAP1, GTP-GDP dissociation stimulator 1 (gene rap1gds1). Gene Ontology annotation, biological process: positive regulation of GTPase activity. The record is from RefSeq and is a predicted model, not a curated record. Gene Ontology annotation, molecular function: guanyl-nucleotide exchange factor activity; protein binding. Gene Ontology annotation, cellular component: cytosol. NCBI's taxonomy places the organism in Eukaryota, Metazoa, Chordata, Actinopteri, Pleuronectiformes, Paralichthyidae.
AACUAUCACACAACAGGAUUGUUCCUCAGAGCGUUUUACUUUGAAGGUUGGUGUCCGGAAGUCCCGCACCACACACCGCGUGGUGAGCUUGACGGUGCGUGCUCAGUUGGUCCGGAGGAGCUCCAGCAGCACUCAGCCCAGCAGCCCUGCUCCGUCGGUGCGGACAUGAGAGGAGGUCGGCCGUGUUAGCCUGGUAGUCAGCCGGUGAUCAGCCACAGGCCGCCGCAGUUGCAGCAUCCAUUCUGAGCGGGGACCGCCCCAACCGGCCCCCUGGCGGCUGCGAGCUAGCGUCAACCCGCGGACUUCACCGGCGCAAAGGCGGUGUCGGGGACGAAGAGGCGCGGUGCGGGAACACGGGGCCUCCGGCUUGUACGACUCGGUUUUACCGCUGCCCUGGAGAGUUUAGCACGCCGGAGCAACAUCCUGCUGAGAUGGACAACCUGAGCGAAGCCCUGGAGAAGCUGAAGCUAGCGUCGACAGACAGCGCCACCGACAGCGUGGAGAGCUGUCUGGACUGCCUGCUGAAAGCUCUCGCCAACAACAACACUGAGGCCAGUAUGAAGAUCCAGGAGAUGGGUAUCCUCCCUCUGCUCCCCACCCUGCUGAGCCCCCAGUCUUCCUGCACUCCUAAAGUAGCCAACAUGAUAGCUGAGGUGGCUAAAAAUGAGUUCAUGCGGAGUCCUUGUGUGGAAGCCGGCCUCAUCCCUCCUCUAAUUCAGCUGUUGAACUCCACCGACCAGGAGGUUUUACUGCAGACCGGCCGAGCUCUCGGCAACAUCUGUUAUGACAGCCAUGAGGGCAGGAGUGCAGUUGACCUGGCAGGAGGGGCUCAGAUAGUAGCUGAACACAUUAAAUCCCUCUACCAAAAUACUGAGCCGGAAAAUGAGAAGCUCUUGACUGUCUUUUGUGGCAUGCUGAUGAACUAUAGCAAUGAUAAUGAUUCCUUACAAGCCCAGCUGAUCAAUAUGGGUGUGAUUCCGACUCUGGUGAAGCUGCUGGGCAUCCAUUCCCACAACACGGCCCUGACAGAGAUGUGUCUAAUUGCCUUCGGGAAUUUGGCCGAGCUCGAAUCCAGCAAAGAGCAGUUUGCCUCCACCAACAUCGCUGAGGAGCUGGUGCGUCUCUUCCAGAAGCAGAUAGAGCACGAGAAGAAGGAGAUGAUUUUUGAGGUCCUGGCUCCACUUGCAGAAAAUGAUGUGAUAAAGCUGCAGCUGGUGGAGGCCGGCCUGGUGGAGUGUCUGCUGGAGGUGGUGGCUCAGACUGUGGACGGAGAGAGGGAGGAGGACAUCGCCCAACUCAAGACGUCCUCCGACCUCAUGGUUCUCCUGCUGCUGGGAGAUGAGUCCAUGCAGAAGCUGUUUGAGGGAGGAAAGGGCAGCGUCUUCCAGAGGGUCCUGUCCUGGAUACCUUCCCACAACCAUCAGCUGCAGCUGGCGGGGGCUCUGGCCAUCGCCAACUUUGCUCGCAACGAUGGGAACUGCAUCCACAUGGUGGACACCGGUAUCGUGCAGAAGCUUCUGGAUCUGUUGGAUCGGCAUGUGGAGGAAGGCAAUGUCACCGUCCAACACGCAGCUCUCAGCGCCCUGCGGAACCUGGCCAUACCUGUGGUCAACAAAUCCAAGAUGCUGUCAGCGGGCGUAGCAGACGUGGUGCUGAAGUUUUUGCAGUCGGAGAUGCCUCCAGUCCAGUUUAAACUUUUGGGAACAUUACGCAUGCUCAUCGAUACACAAGCUGAGGCUGCAGACCAGUUGGGCACCAACGGGAAGCUGGUGGAGAGACUGGUGGAGUGGUGUGAAGCCAAAGAUCACGCAGGAGUGAUGGGCGAGUCCAACAGGCUCCUGUCAGCUCUCAUUCGACACAGCAAGUCCAAGGAAGUCGUCAGAACUGUCAUCCAGGGAGGAGGAGUCAAGCAUUUAGUUACCAUGGCAACCAGCGAGCACAUGAUCAUGCAGAAUGAAGCUCUGGUGGCUUUGGGACUCAUAGCGGCGCUGGAUUUGGUUGCGGCUGAGAAGGACUUUGUUGGAGCCAACCUGGUGUCAGUGCUGCACAAGCUGCUGUCAGACGAGAGGAGUGCCCCAGAGAUCAAGUACAACUCUAUGAUCCUCAUCUGUGCAGUCAUGGGCUCAGAGCCUCUUCACAAAGAAGUCCAGAGCCUGGCUUUCAUCGAUGUGGUGUCAAAGCUGAGGGCUCACGAAAACAAGACGGUAUCACACCAGGCAUCGCUCACAGAGCAGCGGCUAACCGCCCAGAGCUAAAUGACUGUGUCCGAGACCACCCACUCGCCCACUCACCUCCCCACCUGCCCACCUAAAUGCCUGCCUGACCACCUUAUCACCCAAUGACACCUCAUGACUGCGCUCCUCUGUGCCCCAUUGUCACGUGCCAAGGUACCAUGUCGCGUUAACUGCCAGCCAGACAUACAGAUGUGUCUCGACCCUCUGUCCCGCCCUCCUCCACUAGGGUUAGACUGAUGUGGCUUUUAGAGCGCCUUGCACUUUCCGCUUCGUUUCGAACCAUAAAUCCGAGUUUUUCUAGUAGAAUUUUUUAUUUUAUUAUGACGGGCAAGACUUCACGCUGAAUGAGAGAAAGCCUUGUACACAGUUUUUAGACCACGGGAUACCAAACCUCUCCUGAAAGCCAUAAUAGUGAGAUUUAUCUUGGGUGGGUCAGAAGGUUAAUUUCAGGCUUCGCAGCCUGACGCCUCUUAACGCUCAACUAAGGGAUUUAUCUUGAGGUCGAAACCACUGACUUUCUGCCAUCGUUUAUUUUUUAUUUUUUUGCAUGCAUCAGUCAAGCCCUAGUCCCCACCUCUACUUGUGCAUGCACCUCCUGCUACAAGUAGCUCCAUAGACAGCCUGACGCAAUAGAUUAAGAGACGACACUCUUUUACGACCAUAGCUGUGAUUCCAUCCGCCGGUAAAUCCAUCAGUGAAAGUGUGCACAAAAGAACAAAAAAAAAAAAAAAAAUCCUACCGUUGUGUUUUUUCAUCGAUUCAUUUUUAAGAAAACCGCAGCCAUCUAUGACGUGCCCAGUUGUGUCCCAUGUAGCUCAAGUAUAAACUGACUAGAAACUGUGCAUGUUUUAGUCCUGUUGAAGGUGUGCCAGUGUUCAUUUUACCUCUCUGCCGCUCGCAUACCCCCCCCCAGAGUACAGCCUGCCCUCUUCUACUCACACCUCCGCUCUUGUUGUUUGCAGCUUGUUUUUUAAGACAUGGAUCAAGAGAUUUUAAUCCAGGUAGUUAGAUCCCCCCCCACCCCCUCUGGUCCAGCAGCUCUACAGUUACAGUUCACACGGUUCCACCCCAUCACUGGAAGAGAAUCACGGAAGAGCCGGGUGAAGAACAGGGUGCGCAGAUAUCAGCAGGUCGUCCUGGAUCCAGUACUGUCAUGCAGCGUGUGUACGUAAUGUUGACAACACAAACUCACCAGGUAGCGGCCGGUCGUCCUCAUGUGAUGUAAGGUGGGAGGAAAAAAAACCUCAUGUGGGGGCAAAGUAACAAAUAUGUGAUUUAGCCUGACUCUUCCAUUCAAGUCAAUACAAACCAUGUGAAUUAAAAGAUGGCGCGUGGUUUAAAAUGUCUGGAAUUUAAGAGCUUUCUCUGUCCCAGGCUAAAUCAUAUUCUUUUGUGUCUUUCCAUCCACUUGACUCUUUUCUUCCACUUCGUAUGCUGCUGAGAAAAUUGUGUCUUUGACAUCAGACCAAUCAAUGUUUCACAGUUUGACACUUUGCUAAGUCUACAGGUAGAAGUGAUUGGGUUUUUAGUGCUCUGGACAGAAUUCAAGAAAUCCAGAAAGUGUAUUGUGUUCACUUGAGAAAAAAAAAAAAGGUUUUUCUGAAGGGCAGCAAAAUAAGCUCUCGAAGCAAACACGUCCCAUCUGCGUAGUUGAAUCCAGUUUCAUUUUGGUUUCGGGUUGAGACACUUGCGUCUUUCAGUAAAAUAGAUCUGUUGGAAGCGCAGGCUGAUGAACAGCAGAGACUGGAUAUUGAACCCGUGAAUUCAUCUGGUUAAUUCAGGAAGGCCUUUUUCUCAAGUGAAUGCAACACACCUAAUCUUUUACAAAUAUUUCUGGAUGAACAGAAGAGGGGUGAUGAGCGACGAACAAGAUGAAAUUCGUGCAGGAGAUGUCAGAAGAGGUUAGAACGUCAGGCUCGGUCCAGCAUCAGGACUCUGCAGCAGACAGAAAAACAUGGGGCGUCAUUUGAACCGUCUGAAAUAAAGCAGCCACCAGUCUUGUAGGUGCGUGUGUGGUCUGUUUGAGUCCGGGAUCUUGAGAGAACAGGAAACCUGAGCGCGAACACAGAUCACUGUAUCACAACCACUGCAAGUCUCUCCUCCGUUUCCUCGAUUCAAAAAGGAAUUUCUGCGAACCCGCACAUCUCAGCAUGUCCAACACUGUUACCGACACCCUGUCAACAUGCCACAGUGUGUCUCCUGGUCUGGGCCUACACGUUUUGUUUAGUUUUUAAAGGUAUGAAUGGUUAUUUAUCAGAUUUGUGCUCUUCUAAAGACACAUGCCAGUGGAGAUGUAUCCAUAGUAACUGCGUAAUAAAAUACUAUAAACUUAAAUGUUUGUUGUAAAUGUCAUGAGUUGUACAUUUGGAGGAUUGUAACUCAGCAGAUAAUUAAAAGAUAAUAGCUGGUCA